AUGAAGCUCCAUUCGUUUCCAUUACUGUUUUCUGGACUCGCUUUUGUAAUUGAUGUCGAGUGCGCAGUCAUUGGUCAGCAAAUUCUAUCUUAUGGUUCUAAUUACCGUUAUUCCCUUGAAGGGCUCGAUAGUGCUCUCCAGGACGAUGUGAAUUUCAUUUGGAGUUCUUUGGAGCAACGCCUUGGUACACAAGGGCUCAAAAAAGUCAUUGAAAACUAUGAAACAAGUGUUUGUCCAAUAACUAGCUCAUUUCCAACUGAUAUCAAAAGCGACUCUGACAGUGUGGAGACUAUCAGUCUUGAAAGCUUGCCGGAAUAUCAACUGAGAUUGCAUACAAAAAAACGGAGCAACCCACUGAGUCUAGGAGUGGAUACUGUUAAGCAGUAUACGGGAUACUUCGAUAUCAACGAUGAUGAUAAGCAUCUCUUUUAUUGGUUCUUUGAAAGUAGGAACGAUCCUGCCACCGACCCUGUGAUUCUUUGGUUAAAUGGAGGUCCUGGCUGCAGCUCAAUGACAGGCUGUUUAUUUGAGCUCGGACCAGCUUCACUCAAUGGAACCACACUUACUCCGAUACACAAUCCCUAUUCUUGGAACAACAAUGCGUCGGUAAUCUUUCUUGAACAGCCUGUUGGCGUUGGCUACUCGUACAGUACGAGAUCCUCUGUUUCAAGCACCAAGGUCGCAGCUAGAGAUGUUUAUUCCUUUCUGGAGCUAUUUUUUACAAAGUUCAGACAAUUCGUGAAUAAUGAUUUUCAUAUCGCUGGCGAGUCUUACGCUGGUCACUACAUUCCAAAUAUUGCCAAAGAGAUUCUUGAUCGCAAGAAUAAGUCUUACGAACUCACCUCUAUUAUGAUUGGUAAUGGCAUUACUGAUCCAUUGAUCCAAUAUGGGUGGUAUGGUCCAAUGGCUUGCAAUGCAUCGUUAUCGGGCUACAAACAAAUUCUCUCAGACAGCGACUGCAUGAAAAUUGAUGAGAUGUACUCUCGCUGCAAGAGAUUGAUCAGUGCAUGCUAUAGGACUCUUUCUACUGUUACUUGCCUGCCGGCAAAUCUUUACUGUGAACGUAUCUUGGAACCGUUCGAGGAGACAGGGCUCAAUGUAUAUGAUAUUCGUGGUCCUUGUGAAACUCAAGAUGGAAACUGCUACCUCGGAAUGGACUAUAUUGACAGGUAUAUGAAUCUUCCUGAAGUUAAAGAUGCACUGGGUGCGGAAGUAGAUUCCUACAGCGGUUGUGAUGAUGAUGUUUUCCGGCAAUUCAUUUUGACAGGAGAUGAAACAAAACCGUUUCAGCAAUAUGUGGCCCAAGUUUUAGAUGCUGGUCUUCCGGUUCUUAUUUAUGCAGGAGACAAAGACUACAUUUGCAACUGGCUCGGAAAUCUGGCCUGGACCGAAGCAUUGGAAUGGGAAGAGAGCAUCUCUUACCAGAAAGCGGAAUUUAAGAAAUGGUAUACAGAAAUUGAAGGCCUUCCUGCAGGAGAGGUCAAGACCAACGGACGCCUGACGUUUGCCCGGGUUUACGAUGCAGGACACAUGGUUCCGCACGAUCAACCACAAGUUGCUCUCGAUAUGGUUAACAGGUGGAUUACUGGAGAUAUAUCAUACAACCGCUGA
Messenger RNA from Ogataea haglerorum, 1611 nucleotides. RefSeq lists its product as uncharacterized. Gene Ontology annotation, biological process: proteolysis. The transcript has a single exon. The record is from RefSeq and is a predicted model, not a curated record. Gene Ontology annotation, molecular function: serine-type carboxypeptidase activity. NCBI's taxonomy places the organism in Eukaryota, Fungi, Ascomycota, Pichiomycetes, Pichiales, Pichiaceae. Gene Ontology annotation, cellular component: fungal-type vacuole. The coding region runs from base 1 to 1611 and encodes 536 amino acids.